Messenger RNA from Aegilops tauschii subsp. strangulata, 1977 nucleotides. NCBI's taxonomy places the organism in Eukaryota, Viridiplantae, Streptophyta, Magnoliopsida, Poales, Poaceae. The record is from RefSeq and is a predicted model, not a curated record.
AUGCGAGCAAGCGCUGUUGGGGUAAGAAUAGUGCUCCCUGGAACUUUCCCUGGUGGUGACCGCGACAUGAAGAAGAGACAUAUGGAUGCCAUGGCAAUUGUCCAUACAUACGGGAAGCCUGACAUCUUCUUGACCAUGACUUGCAACCCUAAAUGGGAAGAGAUAACGAAUGAGUUGCUUCCUGGUCAGAUGUCGCAAGAUCGUCCUGAUAUUGUGGCCCCCGUGUUCUACGGCAAACUAGAGGCUAUGAAAGACAUGUUGCUCAAGAAGAUGGUCCUGGGUGUUGUUGUUGCUUAUGUGUAUGUAGUCGAGUUCCAAAAGAGGGGCCUCCCACACGCACAUUUUUUGUUGAUCAUGGAUUCAACAUACAAGCUUCUCGUCCCGGAGCAGUAUGACCGACUCAUUUCCGCAGAGCUCCCAGACAAGCAGAAGUAUCCGGAAUUGUAUGCAAUGGUGGUUAAACAUAUGAUGCACGGACCAUGCAGUGCUCUCAACCCGAAGAAUGUUUGCAUGCAAGACAAUGAAUGCAAGUGCAGAUACCCUCGGCCAUUCAAUGAGAACAUAGUACAAGGCAAGGACUCAUACCCAGUUUAUCGGCGUAGAGACGAUGGAAGACGUGCUAAGUUCCGAGGGAAAAUGUUGGACAACCGAUGGGUUGUGCCAUAUAACCCUUAUCUUCUGCGGAUGUUUAAUUGCCACAUCAACGUUGAGGUCUGCUCUAGCAUAAAGGCCGUCAAAUACAUUUAUAAGGGCCAUGAUAAGGCUUCUUUCAGCAUCGACCAGCCAGACGCUCAUGGUAACAUUGAUGAGAUCAAGAGAUACGUUGACGCAAGACGGGUCACCCCUCCGGAGGCUAUGUGGAGGAUAUUUGGCUUCCUACUAUGCGCCAAUUACCCGCCUGUCUUGCAGUUGGCUCUUCAUCUCCCGAAUAUGCACAGGGUUGCAUUCAAUGCACAGGCUGACUUGAAGAAUGUUGUCUCCUCCGAAAAUGCUUCAAAAUCCAUGUUAACUGAGUAUUUCAAGGCUAACAAAAAAAACACCCUUGGGCAAGGUCAUAUCGUGUCUGUCAAUCCUGCCGAGGGGGAGCGAUACUACCUGCGUGUGUUGUUGAACCAUGUUACGGGCAAAACGGGCUUUGAGGACUUGCUCACCGUGGACGGCGUGGUAUGUGGGAGAUUUAGAGAGGCUGCUGAAAGGUUGGGACUCAUCGAGGCUGACAACACGCUCGACGACUAUCUUACUGAGGCGGAGCAGUGGGCGAUGCCAUGUUCUCUUAGGAGGCUCUUCGCAACCAUCUUGGUGCACUGCGAGCCAGGCGACGUGCGCGGUUUAUGGGAUAGGCACCUCGAGCCUAUGCCCAAUGACUACCGUCGAACACGCACGUCCCCGAACGAGGUGGAGCAGAUGGUGUUGCUUGACAUUAGGGGUAUGUUGCAGUCCAUGGGUAAAUACAUUAUUGAUUUCGCUCUUCCAACCAUCGAUGAUGCGUUUGACCCAACCAAGGGCGAGGCCAGAGAGAUCAUCGAGGAAUCAACUGUUGAGUUUUAUGAAAGUGACACUAAAUUGUCAUCUUCCUUGAAUUUGGAGCAAAGGGCCGCAUACGACGAGAUACUAUCGGCUGUUGAACGCGGUGAUGGGGGUGUAUUCUUUCUAGAUGGCCCUGGAGGUACAGGGAAGACCUUCCUCUACAGGGCGAUGCUCGCCAAGGUGAGGGGCGAGGGCAAGAUUGCUAUCGCUACCGCAACGUUGGGCGUCGCUGCUUCUAUCAUGCCUGGAGGUAGGACUGCCCACUCAAGGUUCAAAAUCCCACCGAGUUGCGAUGAUGGAGCCUCGUGCAGCUUCACCAAGCAGAGUGGGACCGCCAAGCUGCUAAGGAUGGCCUCAUUGAUACUAUGGGACGAGGCCAGCAUGACUAAGCGACAAGCUGUUGAGGCAUUGGACAAUAGCAUGCGCGACAUCAUGGGAAUACGUGACUGA